AACUGAAUUGUGAGUCGCCAUAACUGUUACAGUAAUCAGGGCUUUUAUUAGAAUUUCACCGAACUUUACCCUUGCCUUACGUGGCGAAAGCUUCGCCUAAAACCCCAGAAAAACCUCGAGAGUCCAGACCAGAGAACAGAGAGGCAGCGGACAUUUUCUUCUCUCCACUGCAGCACAGCCUCCAAUCCAUUAAACGGCCAUUGAUAAAUAACCAAUGAAAAAACUUAUGGUUUCGUCUUCAUUCUCUCUUCUACUUCUCUAAACCUCUCAUUUAUUCGAUAACACUCCGAACCCAUGUCUUUAUUCAAACCCCUCCUUUCCCGGAGCUCCUACUCUCUCCUCAGACCCCGAAACAUCGCCCACAAAUCCUACUCCCCGCGCUCAUUCAAAAAGACGCCAUCACAUUCUGUUGGAGCUGAAAAGCAGAGUGAUUCCACCAAACCCAGAAAGCCUCUGGAUAUUUUGUUCAAGGAGGCAGUAGAUAUAUACCCAAAGCAGGAAUCCGGCGAAAGCGAAGGUGAGGAAGAAAACAAUAAGGUGAAAAGAGGUUUGAGGGAGCUGGAGAAAGAGAUAAAGAACCUGAGAGCGAAUUCUGAUCAUCAGAGUGAUGGGAAAGAAAAGGUAGGCGAAGAAUCGACGGGGAAGAAAAGCUUAUUUGCUGUGUUUACGAAUAAAGUCUGGUCCAGGGAAAUCCCUAACGACAUGGAUAAGAAGAAUCCAAGGGUUGUGAAAGAGCUUUCACCGGAUAUGAAGUUGUUUUUAAGCCAUCUGUACAAGAAAGGUUACUUAAAGGAAGCUAAUUUUUUGCCUUCGAAGAAUAGUGAUGAUAAUGAUUUGGAUUUUUGUUACUUUGACAAUAGCUAUGGCAUUGAUUUUAUAAAGUUCGCAGCUCAGAAGUAUGCCAAAGACAACCAAGAAAUUGCAAAAUGGCUGUCGGGGAGUGACUUGAAAAAUGUGGUACUCUUUGGCUGCCCUUCCCUUGCAAAGAAGAGUAUUUUUGCAGCCAAAAGGCUGCGAAAUUUUUUUGAAGUUCAAGAAGACACUGUUUGUAAAAGAUGUGUUUUGAAGCAAUCGUGCAAGUUUGUGAAUCAGAAUGUGUGGAAUGCCGACACCAAAAAAUUGAUUCUUACUGAUGUUCUGUAUGUAAUCACUCUGUACACUUUGGAAACUGUGCCACCUGAGCUGUUUGUGCCUGAUGAUGUAAAAGCUUCAGCUAGCAAAUUGCUAAAUGAAGUUGUGAAGUUGAGUCAAACUACUUCAUGAAGAUACACAAAUGGUGUCUCAGUUUUUUUCCAGUUGUAUGGCAACUACAUCUAAGAGACACUGCAUAUGGCUGAUUCCUGACCUAAGUCCACAGAUGAACUUGCUUGCGUAUAAUGGUUGGCUCUAUUUUCCUACCCUUCUCACUCUUUUUCAUUUAACUUGCAAUUUAUUCAUUCAAAUUACUGCAGUAAACCAAAUACCAUAUUAGACAAUGAAUGAGUUGAUUUGCUUUGCUUUGUUUAUUCGUAAUCGCUUGCAGCGAUAGUUCUCAUCUGAAGUGGAGCUCUGCACCAUAGACUCUGAUUCUGAAGUUUAAAUGUGAUUUUGUGCAAAAAUAUUGCUCUAUUGUUUAUUGUAAACAACUUUGGUUUUUGGAGACUGUUGACUGAUCAGUAUUCAGCAUGUGUUGUUUAAUUUCAUUUAAUUAUAUAAAUGGUCAUCUAGAUCUAAAUGACAAAUGAAUGGUCAUGGUUGAGAUAGGGAGAUAAUCAUAUUAUAAGACCACUUGUUCGUCGAUAGUUUUCUGCAAGUCAAAAAUUCUGGGGUUAUUAUAUAAAAGUUUAAUUUGGCUAGCUAGGCUUUAGGUUUCUUUA
Cannabis sativa is the source of this 1856-nucleotide messenger RNA. RefSeq lists its product as uncharacterized. The transcript is spliced from 4 exons. The record is from RefSeq and is a predicted model, not a curated record. The coding region runs from base 295 to 1263 and encodes 322 amino acids. Gene Ontology annotation, cellular component: cytoplasm. Gene Ontology annotation, molecular function: mRNA binding. Lineage: Eukaryota; Viridiplantae; Streptophyta; Magnoliopsida; Rosales; Cannabaceae.